Messenger RNA from Sceloporus undulatus (fence lizard), 4173 nucleotides. It is a transcript of the gene ADCK2, whose product is annotated as aarF domain containing kinase 2. Lineage: Eukaryota; Metazoa; Chordata; Lepidosauria; Squamata; Phrynosomatidae. The coding region runs from base 275 to 2170 and encodes 631 amino acids. Gene Ontology annotation, cellular component: mitochondrion. The record is from RefSeq and is a predicted model, not a curated record. The transcript is spliced from 8 exons.
GUUUCUACUGGUUGCUUUCUGGGGAUAAUAGUCGCUGAAGGUGUCCACUGGUUACUUCAGAUACUACAAAAGUUGCACAGCCAGAUCCAGGCGUUCCCAUCCUCCAAGAGUAUGCAAGAAUAGACUUUGUUUGCAGGGAGGAGGCCACACAACCUUCUUGGCUCAAACUCUGUUGAAACUGUGUUGAAACUCGUCCUUCCCAGUUCCUCUUCUCGAAUGUUUGCUUCCAUAGUCUUCUCCUCCAGGCUUCUGGUGUCUUCUGUUCACCACUAAGAUGACUACCUGUUGUUACUGCACUGCCCGGAUUUUUCUUUCUAAGGUCCAGUUCCUCCCUUCGAGGAAGACCUUGCAUUUUUUAAGAAACUGGGGUAGAAAGUCUGUUGGUGCCUCUUCCAGCAGUGCGCUCCAAAAGUGGUUCAGGGGAAAAGGCCUGGUAAAGCUAACUUUACUGUCCUGGGGAACUGGAGGGUUUCCACAGAGUGUGAGUUGUGAGAAAUUAUCAAGUCUUCACCCACAAAGAAAAGCCCACCUUGACAAUGCUGCUUUCCUCUGGCAUGUUAGGCUCUUCUUUUCCAUUGUGAUCCGAGCCUUUGUGCUGCUGCUAAAGUUUGGGCCUUUUCUUUGGCUCUACCCCAUCACCUACGUCUCUCCGAGUUUUGCCUCGCUCUGGGUCCAUCUUCUGCUAAAAGUGACGGAGUCAUCUGGGCCCACGUUCAUCAAGCUGGGGCAAUGGGCAAGCACCAGGCGAGAUCUUUUUUCGGAAGACUUCUGUCUCAAGUUCUCCAAGCUGCACAUCAAGGUGACCCCUCACUCUUGGGAUUACACCAAGCAAUCUCUGAGGAUGGCAUUCGGGGACAGCUGGGAGAAAGUCUUCACCUUUGAAAGCCAUGAACCUGUUGGGUCUGGUUGCGUUGCCCAGGUAUACAAAGCUUAUGUGGAUAUCUCUGCCCUUGGAGAACCAGCACUGAAAGAUCUCUCAAAGGGCUCUGGGUUCAGUUCUGCCUUGGAAUCUUGGCAAGUCUUUGGUUUAAGUGGACUCUUCAGGUGGCUUUGGAAGAGGAAGCAUGAAGAUCUUCCAGAAGGUUAUGGUGACCAUGGAUUGCAUUACAAAGACGGUGUCAGUGGAAGAGUACAUUGGGAUUCAAGUUCUGGAUAUCCAAGUGCAUCAUUAUCCUAUCCCAAGAAAGAUCGACUAAUUCCAGUGGCCGUUAAGGUGCUGCACCCUGGUUUAGUUCAACAAGUCCAAAUGGAUCUGUUCCUAAUGAAGACAGGCAGUCGGUUCAUUGAGCUUCUCCCAGGUGUGAAGUGGCUGAGCCUGACAGAGAUUGUGGAGGUGUUUGAGAAACUCAUGAUUCAGCAGAUCGACUUACGGUAUGAAGCAAGGAACCUGGAACGCUUCCGCUUCAACUUCCGAGAUGUGGAUUAUGUAAAGUUCCCAAUUCCGCUCCACACUUUCGUGACGAGAAAUAUACUUGUAGAAACCUUUGAGGAGAGCAAGCCCAUAUCUCAGUAUUUGCACACCAAGGGCACAAUGGACCUGCAGAGGAAGUUAGCCAAGAUGGGUAUGGACAUGCUUCUAAAAAUGGUGUUUGUGGAUAAUUUUGUACAUGCUGAUAUGCACCCUGGAAAUAUCCUGGUCCAGGGAACAGAGCGCUUCCAUAACCACCUUGAGGACCAGACAGCCAUUGUGGAUCUGUUGGACACAUUCAUUUUGGAAGUGCAGCCUUCUCCUUCGCCACUCCGACUGGUGCUUCUGGAUGCAGGAAUCAUAGCUGAGUUGCAGGCAGCCGACCUUGAGAAUUUCCGUGCAGUUUUCACGGCUGUGGUUUUAGGACAGGGGGAAAGAGUGGCAGAGUUGAUUCUUCAUCACUCCAGAGCUAACCAAUGCAAGGAUGUGGAGAGAUUCAAAGCUGACAUGGCAGAGUUAGUGACAGAAGCCAGGAGCAACACUAUAGCACUUGGAAAGCUCCAAGUUGCACACUUGCUGUCCAGUGUUUUCAAACUAUUGAUGACCCAUCAGGUAAAACUGGAGAGCAACUUUGCUUCAGUUGUCUUUGCCAUCAUGAUUUUGGAAGGCCUUGGCCGCUCCCUGGAUCCUGAACUGGAUAUCCUGAAGGCAGCUAAACCUCUUCUUAUCAAACCAUCAAGUUCUCCUCUGCAGUCGCAAUAGAGAGGUAUAAGGUUUGGUGGUGCCCUGGAGUAAACAUUUGGGACUAUAAAUUGGAAAAGAUAUUUUGUUAGACCAAAGCUUCACUUGCCAUGCUCAUUGUAGGAUUCUGGGAGCUGGACUCUAAAAGAGUAACACUUCCAAAGUACCAGUACCCUUAUCAAUGAUGCCUCCUCCCCAAAGGGAGCAUCUAAUCAGUUGAGCUUACUACUAGUCUCACACUUGGAGAAAUAUUUUAAAUUAAAACAGUGUGCAUCUUAAAACAGUGUGCAUCUAGCUCCUGCCUUGGCUAGUUCACGCUAGGCUCUCUAUACUGCAGCAUUCUUUUUUCCCACUUCCAUCCCCAACUGUAGAGCCUUUGGCAGUAGGUGCUGCUCAGGUUAACCUCUUUAGACCUGAAUGUUAUUUGAACCUGAGAACAUAUGACUUGGCUGAGAACCACUGUUCUGCUUACUUAUCUCAUGAGGGAACAGUGCUCAAGAGCUCAAAUGUUUCCACUUGGAUUCUGUAAUAGAUCUUUAAUCCUUUAGGGUGGGGGAGAGGACCCUUCAGACUGUGGGCUUAAUCUAGACUCCUGAGGGACACUUCUGCCCAUGGCCUUCUCCAAGGAUGCUUCUCACCUUGCUCUGUCUUCUAAGCAGCAAUAGAGGUAAUGUUAUCUCUGAUGAGAGACUGGAGAUGAUAGCAGGGACUGCCCCACCUAAAGCAACACCUGCCAGUAGAUUGAAGAUAACAGUGGGAAGUUUUGUUUAUCCCACACUGCUGAAUGGUUAGGAAAAAGCACAGGGAGGGAAAAGCUUCCUGCAGCCCAUGCUGGAGUGCAUAUGCAGCAAGGCACCGCAACUCUGGAGCUGGUUAUGUUGUGGUGUUGUCAUGCUUCCGAAUGUGGCUUCAGUGAGGAUUGUAUCUAGCUAUAUAUCUAGCUCUAACUAGUUCCCCACCCCUGACUACAGAAUACUAUUAUUCUGCAUGCCAAAGGAAUACUUUCAGCACCAAGAACUAUACUGGCAGCGUACUUUGAUACAACUGAGAAUUAGGAGGUAUUGGUCAAGAUCCUACAUGACUGCAGGUAGAGUAAAAAGUUCCACAUGUGUUGCCAGUCUCAGGGUUUAACAUAUUACUAUGAUAGCCACCCCACUCCCAUUGCUGAUAGGGAAUCAGAGAAGCAUCUGACUUUUUUUCCAUAGCAGGAGACAAAUUGAGACAUCGUCCACAGACAUCCACUGGAGUCUCCUUGAGGGUUUAACCAAUAUAAUGACAUCGGCCUGCCUCUGGCUAUGGGGACAUAGUCAGAUGCUUCUCUGAUUCCCUCUACUCUCUACCAACAACAGAAUGGAGGCAGCUACUGCACUGACACAAUGAGAUUUGAGGGGGCUUUGGUCAUUGGGGAGGGAGGGAGGGAAUACUAACCUUUGUCUCAACCAAAAAAUGUAUACACAAGUGUAACUUACAUUUGCAUAGGAUGCUGCCCUGAAUGUGUUGGGAUUUCUAAGAAAUCCGUUUUAGAAAGGUGACUCUUCCAAACAGCUGGAAUAAAUGAAGAGCCUGCCUGCUGCAAUCAGUGUCAGAGAAAUCAUGCUAUAUUCAGCAUUUUCCUUGCUCCGUUAUAAGGAAACAUAUAAGGGCAAGGGGCAGAUUCUAUGUCAAACUAUCAGUUUUCAUAUUGAAAAGCAAACAAUAUUAAUUUCCUAUUUGUGUAGUGCAUUACAAGAAACUCAACUGAAAUCAAUCAUCCAUGUUUUGUUUUGUUUUAUUUUUUUAAAGCUCUCAGCCAUUUUCUGUGCAGCUGGCUUGUUAGCCCUACCAUGCUGAAUGAGGACUUUACAAGGGAAAAAGAAAAUAUGUUUCCAACCUCUAAUCUAAAAAGCAUUUGCAAUAUGACUUACUUAAUCUUCUAAAUUGCACUGUGUUGUUGGUGACCAAAGUAUUUGGGUUGUUUUUUUUUGGUUUUUUUAAUUGAUGAGUGUCUAAAUGUAACCAUUGCUAGUAGAAAAAUUGGAAUUAAU